UAGAUGCUGCCUCUCCUGCUCAGUUUCUCCAGCAUUUUUGUCCAGCAUGGAUAGAAGAUCGGCUGGCUGGCAGAAGGCAAAGAAUGGGAAUGAAUGAAUGUUUAUUGGCCAAGAAGAUUUCUCUCCUCUUUCAUUAACUGAUAUCUGCUUGGAUUAUUUGAGGGUAAAUUUGAGUACGUUUUGUUGGGAAAGGACAGAUGGCUCAUUCUGUCUCAAGGAAGCUGUGGUGUUUCCGCAAGAACUGGCAGAUCGUUUGCUGCAGAAAAUGUCCCGGAAUGGUGUGCUCAAUGAAAAGACAGUGGGAAUUUUCCGCAGGAAUGAUCUGCUGCGCUUAAAGCGUGCUUGUAUUCGGAAUGCUAAACUGUCAGCAGUAGCAUUCAGGAAAGCAUUCUGCCACCACAAGCUUAUUGAUCUGGAUGCUUCUGGUGUAAAUGCAGAUAUCACAAUAACAGAUAUUGUAAAUGCACUUGUCACAAACAAAUGGAAUCAACAGUACUUGCAGUGUCUUGUGUUGAAUUCCCUAACGCUGUCUCUCGAAGAUCCUUAUGAACGAUGUUUCAGCCAGCUGACAGGCCUGCGUCUUUUAAGUGUUACCAACGUUCUCUUCUACAAUGAUGAUCUCAGAGAUGUCACUUCUCUUCCAAAAUUGGAAAGUUUAGAUAUUUCAAACACAUCUGUUACUGAUAUCACACCACUUCUGACCUGUAAAGACAGGCUUAAAUCUUUGACCAUGCACCACCUCAAAUGCCUGAAAAUGACAACUACACAAAUCUUGGAAAUCGUUAAGGAACUACAGCUUCUGCAACACUUAGACAUCUCUGAUGAUAAGCAGUUUACCUCUGAUAUUGCACUUCGUUUACUAGAACUUUCAGGGAUACUACCUAAUCUCCGAUCUCUGGACAUUUCGGGCAGGAAGCACAUAACAGAUAAGGCUGUUCAGGCAUUUGUCCAGCACCGGCCUACAAUGCAGUUUAUGGGGUUGCUUGCCACAGAUGCUGGCUAUUCUGAGUUCCUUUCUGGAGAAGGAUGCUUAAAGGUUUCGGGAGAAGCAAAUGAAGUACAAAUCUCUGAGGCUCUACGUCGAUAUAGCGAAAGGGCAUUUUUUGUAAGAGAAGCAUUAUUCCAUCUUUUUAGUCUUACACACAGCAUGGAAAAACCACAGCCUGAGCUACUUAAGCUUGUGGUAACUGGAAUGAAAAACCAUUCUACAAAUCUACCUGUGCAGCUGGCAGCUAGUGCAUGUGUAUUCAAUUUGACAAAACAGGACUUGGCAGGUGGCAUGCCCGUACGCCUAUUAACGGAAGUAACACGUCUCUUGUUGAAAGCCAUGGAACAUUUUCCCAACCAUCAACAGCUUCAGAAGAAUUGUCUGUUGUCUCUUUGCAGCGAUCGUAUCUUGCAAGAUGUUCCAUUUAACAGGUUUGAGGCGGCCAAAUUGGUAAUGCAAUGGCUUUGUAAUCAUGAAGAUCAGAACAUGCAGAGGAUGGCAGUGGCUAUUAUUUCUAUUUUGGCAGCAAAGCUUUCAACAGAACAGACUGCCCAACUUGGUACAGAACUCUUCAUAGUCAAGAAAUUGCUGCAUAUAGUAGAGCAGAAGACAGCUCUGUCAUUGGUGGAUACCACUUUAAAGUUUACGCUUAGUGCACUUUGGAACCUGACCGAUGAAUCUCCAACCACCUGCAAGCACUUUAUAGAAAAUCAGGGUUUAGAAUUAUUUAUGAAAGUACUCGAGUCCUUUCCAGGUGAGCCAUCCAUCCAGCAGAAGGUUCUCGGUUUGUUGAACAACAUAGCUGAAGUAAAAGAACUCCAUCCUCAACUGAUGAAGAAGGGCUUCAUUGAGCACAUCGGUGUCUUACUACAUAACAAAGAAGUGGAGGUCAGCUACUUUGCUGCAGGAAUAAUAGCUCAUUUGAUAUCGCGGGGGCUACAUAUCUGGACAUUGGAUCUUGACCUCCGAGCUUCUCUUCUGGAACAAUUGCAUUCUGUUAUUUUAAAUUGGCCAACACCGGAUUGUGAGAUGGUAGCUUAUAGAUCAUUCAGUCCAUUUUUUCCAUUGCUGGAAUGUUCUGAUACACCAGGAGUGCAGAUUUGGGCUGUCUGGGCAAUGCAACAUGUCUGUAGCAAAAAUGCACCUAGGUACUGCAGCAUGCUCAUUGAAGAAGGUGGAAUGCAGCAGCUAUACAAUAUUAAGAACCACCCACAGAUUUCGCCAGAUGUUUUGCGGAUUGUUACUAACAUUAUUGAAAGUUUAGAGAAGUACAUUAUGCGCCAUGGAAAGGUCUCUUCCUGUCACAAAAAGCCACAAACUAAACACAGCGUGAUUUAAAGAGUAACCAGACAAUUGUUUGUGAGAUUGUACCAGUAAGUUUUUUUUAAAACAAAACACAUUUGGUAACUUGUAAGGUCCUUUUUAAAAACCUCCACAAAAAAACAUAUCAUAUGAUGUCCAGAUACAGUAGCCCAGAAUAGCCAAGUAGCCGAAGACACAUGAAACUGACCUAUUUCUGUGUACAACACUCUAAACAAUGCUAUUCCCGAAGAAUUUAAAAACUCAUUAACUUGUGUGUUGCAAAAUGUAUUGUCUGAGUAGUGUUGUACAAUUUUACAACGCAAAGUUGACUCUUUAAUCCAUUAUGUUAUCUGCUGGUUCUUUUGUUACUGCUAUCCAAUGUGACCACAUUUGCAUUUUACUUCAGAUCACUACAUCUUUUAAAGUGAAUAUUGAAUGAGGUAGUAGUCCCUGUCUCAGCUGCUCUGAAUAGCGUACCAAUUUCUGAAAAAUUGACAACUUGUCACAUUUUCUCAACCAAGAAGAAGCAAGUUUUCAUUAUUUAUUCUACAAACUCUUGUAUUGAAAAAUCAUCUUGUAACUCUUUUAAUCAUCUCUGCUUCAGUGCUAAAUGCCCUUUUUUAUAAAAUAUUUAUAAUUUCCUAUCCCAAGUAUUAAUGUCAUUUUCUCAUUUUAAUAUUGUUUCUCUGAUGGAUUAAACCAUUACUUUCUGGUACAGCUACAACAAAUACAUUGUUACCUUUAUUGUUUUCAUCUGUCUUUAAAGCUGUGGUUCUUAUUUUUACAGCUUUAUCUUCCUGAAACUGAAGUUGGGGGGUAGAGUUUAUGAACUAGUGCAUGUGUCUCACUCGGUUUCUACUUUAAACAUCACAAUUUUAUUCAGUCCUACAACAAAAUACAUCCUCUGAUAACAAAUCCUCUGAUAACAAAUCCUCUGAUAACAAAUUCUUAUUCCUCUAAAAAAACAUUUAAACGAAAUUGCAAUCACUAUGUCUGGUGCAAUCCAACAAGGGGAGCCCAGUUUUUAACGUUAGACACUUCUGGGAACAAGCUCUAAAGAUUUUGCUUAAAAUCUUUAUGGUGUUAUUUUAAAGGAAAGUUCUCUGAAAACAUGCCCUUUGUCCAAUUUCAAUACCUCCCUAAAAAAAACUUGUGCUUUCCACUGUGGAUACUAAUGAGCAGUGGAAUCCUUGGGAUAAUUAUGUAUUUUAAUAUUGAGUUGGUGUGGUGCUUAUUAAUCCUGACGUAGAAGGAACAGAUGAUGUUCAAACUCUCUUACUGGUGCAUAGUAAAUCCUGCAGAUGCAGAUUAUGUACUGUAUUAUUGGUGCUGCAGCUGUUUUGUGUUGGAUUCUUGCAAAGUAUUACAUAAGUAACAUUGCAGCUUGGUUUGGUUUGAAUUCAACUCGGACUAUUUUGAUAGGGUUAUAGAGUGGAACUUCCUGCUAAUUGCAACUUUUUACAGCUAGGUUGAAACCUUAGGGACUUGAAAGAUCAACAGGUUCUUUUAACCUUCUAGCAAUUAAAAUACUUGCAACUUUUCUUCAUGCCUUUACAAUUUCUUCCAAAUACCAUCUGGCAAUAAUUUUCUUCAGUACUUCUUAAACCCCAUCUUGCAAAAUUUAAAAAAUAUAUAUUGAAAUAGUGAAACCAUGUAUGGGAGUGAUAAAAACACCAAAAACAUCUCAGUAUAACACACAGAUAUUGAUUCAUUCAUGAUGUCCAGUGUAACCUUCUUUAUUUCUGAAGGCAACGAUAAUAGUGUAUGCAGUUAAAUAUUUCUACAAGUUCUAGAUGGAGUUUGCCAUUGUGGAUUUUUGGUCUGGUUGCUGGUGUUGUCUUUGCAAGUGUUUUGUUUUUUCUUCAAAAAACAGCUUUUAUUUGAAUAAAUGUUGCUCAUGAACUGUUGACUAAAUCUGGAUGUCACUUGUAUGCUACAUUUUAUAAAAUAAGGAAUGGAAAAGUUGAAUUGUAAGAAGCAUAAUCUUUGAUUUUCACCUCAAACCCUUCUUGCUCCCUUUUUGAAAUUAUUUUAUACAACAUAUUACCUCCCUGGAAGAAAUAAGCUUUUGAAAAUCCUAAACUGCUUUUUUCUUUUCAUACUGCUUGCACAUAUUUUACAUAUCAUUGGUUUUAUGAUUUUUUUGCUCAGAUACUGUCCCUUUCAAUACCUCAUUUUUAAAAACGCAUUCUAUUAAAAACGUAUGAUUUAACAUU
Messenger RNA from Amblyraja radiata (thorny skate), 4506 nucleotides. It is a transcript of the gene zyg11, whose product is annotated as zyg-11 family member, cell cycle regulator. Gene Ontology annotation, molecular function: protein binding. Gene Ontology annotation, cellular component: Cul2-RING ubiquitin ligase complex. The transcript has 15 exons. The record is from RefSeq and is a predicted model, not a curated record. Lineage: Eukaryota; Metazoa; Chordata; Chondrichthyes; Rajiformes; Rajidae. Bases 98 to 2326 code for a protein of 742 amino acids.